Molecule: messenger RNA, 4548 nt
Organism: Penicillium antarcticum
Lineage: Eukaryota; Fungi; Ascomycota; Eurotiomycetes; Eurotiales; Aspergillaceae
Exons: 2
Coding region: 1-4548 (1515 amino acids)
Molecular function (GO): nucleic acid binding
Source: RefSeq, a predicted model, not a curated record
AUGUCAGAAGGCCUCUACUCAGAAGAACUGAGGGCAGUGCCUCAGGACCAGCGACUACGGUCGGAAAGUCAAUGGAGAGUCUGGAUCGGCCACAUACGCUCAGCAGCUAUCUCUGAAGAUGUGUGGGACUAUCUGAAUCCAGAUCUUGCAGAAGAGAGCGUACGACAGGUUCCCGAGGCCGCCCGAGAGCCUCAACCUAGCAGUAUUCGCGAAGAUGUGGAGGAUGAGUUUGAACUCACAGAGAAGGAAUUUACCCAGUGGACUCGACGCAUUCAAGCCUAUGAUAGGCGUGAGGCUCAACGGGUGCGCCUGCUGAAGGUGAUGGCACGCAUGAACAGCCUAAUCACACGUUCUCUCGCAACCGAGUAUCACUAUCUCACAGUCGAUGAGGUUUCGCCGUAUCAGAAGCUUGUCAGGCUAGCUCGUGAAUUCAAGCCAAAGCCAGAGACCCGGACCGAAGAGCUUCGAGCUGCGUGGAGGGCCAUGAUCAAACAACCAACGAAUAACGUCAAUACAGAUCACUGGCUCACUCAGUGGACGAGUCUAUAUGAGGAAGCAAAGUGUGCAGAUGUGCCUGAUGUGGUAUACAGUGUCAAAUACGCUAUUCGAGACUUCCUGCGCGCUAUUCAGCCUAUAGAUGACGUAUUCUGUACCACGUGGCAGGAGAAAAUCCUCAUACACGAUAUAUCCUUCCACGACGUUAUCUCCGCAUACCGAACACGCCGUAAGGCUCUUGGACAGUCAGCGAAGAAGGGAUCGUCGAAGGUUGCACUUGCCACGCUAGAUGGUCAGCAUGAGGCUAAACCUGGUCAAAAUAAGUCAAAGCCAGCGGAGAAAACGUACCGUACACGGUGCCCGUGUGGUAAUGGUGCCCAUACGUAUCAGCAGUGCUAUUAUCUCAACAAAUCGCAGAGGCCAGAAGGCUGGAACCCGAACGAAGCUGUAGAGAAGAAGAUCCCUGAAUUCAUCAAGAGGAUGAGCCCCCAGGACCAGGAAGCCAUCGCAAAGCUUACCAAGGUCGAAUCAGCUCAGUUUGCAGCCUCAGAAGAUCAGCAGUCGUCCGAACAGAUUAUCUCUAUGUUUUCGCAUAAUCUUGCGGUACAAGCGGCACAAGAGGGUGAUGAGUUUCCGCUAAAGGAUAGCUGGAUCGUCGAUACUGGCGCGAAUACUCACAUCAGCAACGAUCGUGACAGAUUCAUCUCAUUCACUCCUGCUGACUACACUGUCAUCACCGGAGACGCUUCUACAAGAAUCCAGGGCUUUGGAACGGUCAGACUGAACCUCACAGACCCCAAGACCGGAAAGAUCUCUAUCGGAGAGGUCUCGGACGUACGGUAUUCGCCAGGAUUCCACACGAACCUACUUUCGGCGUCGAGACUGAAGAGCAAGGGAUUCAUCAUGAAUAUCGAGUUACUGGCACUCGUUCGCCGCGGUCAGCCUAUUGCAAAGCUAGAGGAGAAAUGUGGGCUAUACGUACUCGAAUACCGGCCAAUUCCGGCUGGAUUCGCUACAAUCAAGCAUUCAGAAAAACCAUUAAUAUCCUCAGCCACCGCCGAGCGUUGGCAUCAACGCCUAGGUCAUAUGUAUGAUCAGCGUAUCGAGAAACUUGCAGAACUCGUUGAUGGAAUCAAGAUCAUUGGUCAGCAUGUCGAUGAUGCUGCCGGCAAUCCUGAGAGAUGUGAAGUCUGUCAAAUGACUAGCGCAAAGCGCCAAAUCUCGAGAAGAGCUCAUGGAACCAAGUACGGCAGAUAUGGUCGAAUUCACUUUGACCUUGUGCAGAUAGAGACAGCAUACAACGAUGAUAAGUGGAUGACACACUUCUACCUCGAAGGGAUACGCCUACAUGCCGCCUCAACACACCAGAAGAAGAGUGGUUGUCAGGAUGCAGUCAAGAAUUUUGUCGCGUUUGCAAUAACACAAUUGAAGUUGCCAAUUCGAGCCUUCCGCUAUGACAACGAGCGCGCUGCCGGCCGCACGGUAGAAGACUUCCUCCGUGAAUGUGGCUUCAUCGUGGAACACAGUGUGGUGGGCACACCAGAGAUGAACAGCUUCGGCUUGCCGAAGGCUCUCUGGCCAGAAGCUGUUAAAGCAGCUGUAUACAUCAUCAACAGAUCGCCCACUAAGCUUCCAAACGGUCAGUGGAUUAUUCCGUACGCUGAGGCAACAGGAAUCGAUCACAUGCAGCCAAAACAACGCAUCAACCUCUCAAAUCUGCGGUUAUACGGAUGCCGCGCUUACGUGCGCCGCCAAGAUAUUCCAAAGAGCCACAAGAUGGAGCCGCGCGCGGAUAUCGGAUAUCUAGUAGGCUACACAGCCUCGAACAUCUGGCGAGUGUGGUUUCCGCACAGAGGAGCCGUGCGAGAAGUCAGGGACGUAGUAUUCGACGAGAAUCUACGAUAUGACCCCAAAGAACUAGUAAAGCCACCCAUUAGCGACGUAAUCGAAGCUAUGCCAUGGGAAAUCGGUGAAGAUGAGCAUGAGGACAUCGAGCAGCUCACACAGCGUGUCAGCCAGCCAGAAACAAACGAGCCAGCUAGUGAAAGCACUCAGCAGUCACCAGAAGCUAUACCGGACGUUCAACGCCAAGAAAAUGCCUUUGAACCACCGAAAUCACCAGGCCAACCUCAGCAGACGGUCACGCCGUCUCUAACACCCUCGGCAGAGCCACAGCUUCUGCCGGCGCCUCAGGCGCAGCAACCAUCUCAAGGAGCAUUUCCCGGGGAUCGAGGGCCCGCACAACAUGCGACAGCACGUCCAAGAGCACCAAGAGAUAUUGUGGGAGAUGUAUCGGACCAAAACAUCGUCUCUGGAGCACGGAAGAGGAAACCAGUGGACCAGGCAUUUACCGCCGCGCUAGAAGAGCCAGAGGACUAUCAUGAAGGUGUGUUAGCAGCGUUCGCAACAGGACUAAACGCUCCUCACCUUCAUAACCUCGUGCACCGCGAUGAUCUGCCUUCAGAGCCUCAGAACUGGAAGGAAAUGAUCAAUCAUCAAUAUCACAAGGGAUUUCUUGCGGCUGCAGGCCUUGAAAUUGACACACUCACUCGUAAAAACACCUUCGAGGUAGUACAGCGUCCAACGGACCGCAGUAUUCAGAUCCUACCUCUCAAAUGGGUCUUCACCUACAAGUUUGAUAGCAAUGGGUUCCUGAGCAAGCUGAAAGCGAGACUAUGCGUGCGAGGAGAUCUCCAGCGGAUGACGGCAGAAGAAAAGUACUCAGCGACUCUCGCAGCGCGAACCGCGCGUGCUGUAUUCGCCCUAGUUGCUGCAUUCGAUCUGGACACAUAUCAAUAUGAUGCUGUCAACGCAUUCCUCAAUAGCCUACUAGAUGAGGUUGUAUACGUCUCAUUACCACCAGGGUUUGAGAAAGAUGGUAAGGCCAAGUGCUGGAAGCUUCUUAGAGCUCUAUACGGCCUACGAAAAUCUCCACGCCUAUGGCAACGAGAAGCGUCUAAGAUCUUCACAUCUCUAGGCUUGCAGGUAGUGCAGGAAGAUAUUUGCCUCUUCGCAGCGGACGGCAUCAUGGUGUUCUUCUAUGUUGACGAUAUCAUCAUUGUAAAUCAUUCUUCAAAGCAUGCAGCAGCCAAACAUCUGAGAGAAGAGCUCAACAGACACUGGGAGCUUCGAGAUAUGGGAGAGGCGCAGUGGUUCCUCGGGAUACGCAUUAUCCGUGACAGACAACAGAUGGCCCUAUGGCUCUGUCAGGAUUCAUAUAUAUCCUCGAUGGCUCACCGUUACCAUCUUACUGGAUCUCGCAGAUAUGAUACACCACUCCCUAGUACCCCACUCAAGCCAUUUGACGGCCAGGCGACGCCUCAACAGAUUCACGAGUACCAGGAGAAGGUUGGCUCAGCUCAAUAUGCAACGACGAUCACUAGACCGGACUCAGCGAAAGCGACGGCUACACUGGCUCAAUUCCUCACAAAUCCCGGUCCUCAGCACCUUGAUGCAAUCAAUAGAGUCAUCUCGUACCUUGACAGCACUCGGACAUCGGCGAUCGCGUACAGAGCGCGUGAUCGAUCACAGAAAAAUUGUCAGAUACCGGAGGCCGUUCAGUUCUUUAGUGACGCCUCAUUCGCUGAUAAUCCCGAUCGAAAAAGCUCUGAAGGAUACACAUGUAUGAUGUUUGGAGGACCUGUCGAUUGGAAAGCUGGCAAGCAGCGUACGGUGACUACCAGUACAACCGAAGCUGAGCUCCUUGCGGUUUCAGAAGCUGCCAGGACCGUGGCCAUGUGGAAACGGCUAUUCAAAGCAAUACGCUUUGAUCCUGAGCAUGAGCUAAACAUCAAAUGCGACAAUCAGCAGACUAUCGGGAUCCUCGAAAAAGAAACACCUCAACUGCGCACGAAGCUCCGUCAUGUUGACAUACACCAGCACUGGCUCCGGCAGGAGGUUCAGAGCAAGCGCAUCACCGUACACUGGGUGAAAACCGCCGAUAUGGUAGCUGAUGGUCUCACAAAGCUACUACCCCGCCAAAAGCAUCUCGAAUUCAUGCAAUCGAUGGGUAUGGAAAAUAUACGGCAACAUCUGGUGGUGGGCGAGGUCUAA